AUGCAAAGUUACAAGGCCAGUAGUUAUAAAUUUGGUGAAGUGGGGCACAGCCUGUGGGUGGUGCACUGCGCGGACAAGACACCGGAGGAGGAAUGUGUGGUCAGCAGGUACCGCCGUAAGAUGGUUCUCUCACAGCUGGUGCAGUUCCUUGCCGCCCUUCAGCUGCCUAAAUGGCACGAGGUCAGGCUGGCGGCCGGGUUAAGGCAGGUCGUCACUCCCUACGACCACACGGAGAUGCCCUGGAUUAUCCUCCUGCACGACUCCGCCUCCCGCAGUCGUGUGAUGACCUUCGUGCCCCAUUUGGCACAGCUCCUGCAUGGCACUGCUGCAACACUCACCCUUGAUUUAGAACAGGAAGGCGUCGGUGUCUUGGCUGAUCUUGGUCUCUCUUUGUCGAACGUCGUUGCUCCUGCCAUGGCUAUCCUGCAGCCGCCGCACCUCAGGAAACCCACGGCGACGGUGCCUCUGCUGAACGACUACGACGACCCUCUGGAAUGGCUAAACGACCAGCUGGACGACCUCCAGAUCCAACCCCUACUUAGCAAGGAGGAGCAGGGUUACGUCCCCGUCGAGUCCCUAGAGUUGCAACAGGACGACGAACUCGUGCAAGAGAUGGUCCCUGAAGAGAGGUUGUUGCACGUGCCAGCUCUCGAAGGUCCCGAGGCACUCACCGCUGCCCUUGCGCCCUCGCCCUCUCGUACACUCACUGCCCUGGCCUUUACGCUGCACUGGGAUCCCGUGAGCAACAUUCUCCUGCAACACCUGGACAGCAUCCUCCCUCAACUCCACGAGCUGGGCAGCCACGCCUCCCUCUACCGCGUCAACUGCUUCGACUGGCCCAAGGUGUGCGACGCCAACGGGAUCUCGACCUAUCCCGUGCUGCGCCUCCACCCGAAGGGCGCCAACAACAUCACCUACGACGGCGCCAUCAGUGGGGCCAGCAUCCUCAAGGCGAUCCUGCUCUGCGAAGGAUCGACGCCUUUGGAAGUGACGUCAGGAGAGGUGCUGGAGGAACUGCUUCGUCUCUCGCCCUCCUUGCAUCCUGCCCUCGCCCUCCCCUCGCCUCCUGCCGUGGCUGUGGGCGUGUUUGCGACUCUCAGAGACUAUAAGGAUAUGGUAACGAACGCGGCCGGAGUAACACAGGCGGCAGCGAUAUUACGAGGAACCCACUUGGUAGCUCGUCACAUUUCUCCUGCCGCCACGUCCUCAAUGUAA
Messenger RNA from Penaeus indicus, 1215 nucleotides. Its product is annotated as thioredoxin domain-containing protein 16-like. Lineage: Eukaryota; Metazoa; Arthropoda; Malacostraca; Decapoda; Penaeidae. The coding region runs from base 1 to 1215 and encodes 404 amino acids. The transcript has 10 exons. The record is from RefSeq and is a predicted model, not a curated record.